AUGUCGACGUAUACCAGCGACGGGUUCCACGCGUCGAAGCAGGAAGGCCACGUCCAGAUCAGAGACGCCGACGAACAGCGGCGGGGCGCCCCGGAAGCCGGCUAUGAAACGCCCUUCCAAACCCUAAAGAAUCGAGUGCUUGAUGCCAUUGAGAAAUACUGGCUCUUUGAGUUCUUCGGAUGGACCUUGGCGCUGGGCUGCUUCAUCGGCGCCGUGUCUCUUCUCGCCGUUCACAGUGGCAAGGAAUCGCCCAACUGGACAUUGACCGUGGGUGCUGGCCGAUAUCACAAAACUUUUGGCCUCACCGUCAACACUGUCAUCUCGAUCUUUGCGACGGCCUUCAGCUCGGGCAUUCUCAUUCCUGUGGCCGCCUCGAUCAACCAGCUGAAAUGGGUGUGGUUCCAGAAGGGGCGUCGGCCUCUGGCACACUUUCAGAAGUUCGAGUCUGCUGCCCGCGGUCCUCUAGGCUCGAUCGUGCUUCUGUGGACUCUGCGUUGCCGUCGCCUGGCAUGUAUCGGUGCCGUGAUUGUCCUUGCUGCCCUUGGUGUUGGCUUCUCCUUUCAAGCGCUGGUUGUCUACCCGCUCCAAGCAGUGGCCGUCGGUACCUCAGCAAUUCAAAGAACCAACAAUGAAUGGCAACCCAUCAGCGGUAAGUUUGUUGGCCUUACGACUGAAGUCCCCGGCAGUGUGAUAGGAGCGGUCUAUUCCGGCAUCUUCCAAUACUCGAGCGUCUUCUCGAACCGGCGGAUUGUCGAUGCGCCGGAGAUGAAGGUAUCCUGCUCAACGGGUAACUGCACGUGGCACGAAACGUAUACCUCGAUGAGCUUGUGCACCCAGUGCCACGAUAUCAGCUCCUCGAUCCGCAGCACCUGCGACACCGCCCACGUUCCCUGGAACGAGUACUACGGCAAAGCUGAAAACUCGACCACCGCGACCAUCCCCGUGCAGUACUGCAACUACACGCUCCCCAAUGGCCUGGAGGUCUCGGGACUACCGUCUACGAACUUUACACAACUCGCCAUGUCCAGCAACGUGGCCAACUCGCCGCAUUUCAACGCGGAUACCACGGUCUCUGUGCUUUCCGUCGUCACCACAGUCUGGGGCGCGAGCAAUCCCACUCCCGAGUACGGCACUUCCAUUCCCCUGACGCACGGCAUCUUCAGCAAGGGAGCCAUGGAAUGCGGCAUCUACUAUUGCGUGCAGAAGUUCAACACCACCGUCUCGAACGGCACGCUGGACGAAAGAGUCAUAGACACGUACGCGACAGGGCGGUACAGCACGGUCGACAAUGCGUACGUCCUCGAACCGCCUUCCUCGUUCACCAACGUAUCCACGAGAGAUGACCCCAGCGCGAACAUCUACUUGACGCCGAACUUCGUCUCGAUCAAGCAAUUUUUCAGCACCUUCUGGCAGGGCAACUGCAGCGUGACCGAGGCGGGCAGUGCCAACCCCCAAUCGCCCUGCACCAGCCAGAUGGCGCUCCUCCUCAUCCGCGAAUCCUUCGGCACCUACCCGGCCAUCUUGUCCCGGUUGGCCAAGGCGAUGAGCUACGCGAUGCGCCUGCAGUCGACGCCGGAAACCCGGCCCGCGGCCCUUGGCGUCGCGUAUCAGCACAAACCCCACGUCAAGGUCCGGUGGGCAUGGCUGGCCCUGUCGGCGAGUCUGCUCGGCCUGGCCCUCGUGCUGCUCGUCGCCACGAUCGUCAUCACGGCCCGGGAGAAGACACUGCUGUGGAAAGGGUCGAGUCUGGCGGCGUUUUCGCACCCCCUGACAAGCGACGCGCGCGCCGCCGUGAGUGAAGCCACGAGUCCGCGCGACGUGGUCAGGAUGGCCGAGAAGAUGGAGGUCAAGUGGGAGCCGACCGAUCGGGGGUUCAGGCUUGUGAGGUCUCAUGAGGCGUGA
Messenger RNA from Cladophialophora carrionii CBS 160.54, 1902 nucleotides. RefSeq lists its product as uncharacterized. The coding region runs from base 1 to 1902 and encodes 633 amino acids. NCBI's taxonomy places the organism in Eukaryota, Fungi, Ascomycota, Eurotiomycetes, Chaetothyriales, Herpotrichiellaceae. The record is from RefSeq and is a predicted model, not a curated record. The transcript is spliced from 3 exons.